CUCCAUGCCCGUCAUUAGACUGCAACGGAGUUUGCUGCGGCGAUCUCUACCACUCUUCCGUGGGGUUUCCGAGUGACGGGAGUCAUCUUUCGUAGCAGGUGAAAACGCGAGCCACGCGAAAACCACGAUGUUGUCCUGGAUGCAGGAGGCAGUGAAAAUGAAUCCGUUCUCGUCGCCAUUCACGACAGCCAAGUGCCAGGCGCUGGAGAAAGGCGGUGCUCGGCCGCCUCCGAGUCGUGUCGUUACCGAGGAGGGUGAUAGUUGCGAAUUUGGAUCUAACCAUUAUUUCAUGCUAUGUGGUCUCGGAGGCAUUCUGUCCUGUGGUAUCACUCAUACUGGCAUCACCCCCUUAGAUUUAGUCAAAUGCCGAAUUCAAGUAGACCCUCAGAAAUACAAAUCUGUGUUCAAUGGAUUUCGAGUAACUUUUGCCGAAGAUGGUACCCGAGGAUUAGUGAGAGGCUGGGCGCCUACUUUAUUUGGCUAUUCAAUCCAAGGGAUGUUCAAAUUUGGCCUCUAUGAAGUUUUCAAAGUUCAAUAUUCGGCACUAGCUGGCGAAGAGCUCGCUUAUGAAUAUAGAACCAGUUUGUACUUGAUAUCAUCGGCUUCGGCAGAAUUCUUUGCGGAUAUCGGUUUAGCGCCAUUUGAAGCCGCUAAAGUCAGAAUACAAACCAUGCCAGGAUAUGCCAGCACCUUACGAGCAGCAUUACCAAAGAUGUAUGCAGACGAAGGUCUCACCAGUUUUUAUAAAGGCUUGGUGCCAUUAUGGUUGCGCCAGAUCCCAUAUACGAUGAUGAAAUUCGCCUGCUUCGAACGCACCGUCGAGCUUCUAUAUAAAUAUGUAGUACCCAAACCUAGGUCAGAUUGUAGUAAAGGUGAACAGUUGGUGGUCACUUUUGCAGCUGGAUACAUCGCUGGUGUAUUCUGCGCCAUUGUAUCUCAUCCUGCUGAUACGGUUGUGUCCAAAUUGAAUCAAGAAAAGGGAGCAUCCGCAGGAGAAGUUUUGAAGAAAUUAGGUUUUGGUGGUGUAUGGAAGGGCUUGGGACCAAGAAUUAUCAUGAUUGGUACCUUAACCGCAGCACAAUGGUUCAUCUAUGAUGCUGUCAAGGUCUGGUUGCGCAUGCCUCGUCCGCCACCACCCGAAAUGCCGGAAUCUCUCAAGAAGAAAUAUGGCCUGGCAUAAAAGUAAUGCGCCAGGCACAUUCAUUAUUGUUGACAAGAUCGUUUCGCUCGAUCGUUAGAAAAAGAAACGCAUAAAGCGAUUUCAAUUGAUCUUCGUAUCGUACAUUGUUGAACGAUAUGUCCUACUUUUAUUUUGAAAUAUUUAUUCUGCAGCAUUAUACAACAAAACGUCGACGGGCAAUAUUGCCGCGGUCUUAGAAGAAACAAUUGUGUCUUACAAAUAGAAAAUAUAGGAUACUAAUUGUGCCGUUUCUAUAACUAUCAGAGGCACAAUAAAUUUAAUUUAUAAUAGCAGCAGAUUACCCAGAGUAAUCAUAAGCUGUCAUAUUGUACAUAGGGUGAUCGCUGUAAAUAAACAGUCCGAUUACUCAAUCA
This is a messenger RNA of Pogonomyrmex barbatus (red harvester ant), 1554 nucleotides long. RefSeq names its product Mitochondrial phosphate carrier protein 1 (gene Mpcp1). The record is from RefSeq and is a predicted model, not a curated record. Lineage: Eukaryota; Metazoa; Arthropoda; Insecta; Hymenoptera; Formicidae. Gene Ontology annotation, biological process: mitochondrial phosphate ion transmembrane transport. Gene Ontology annotation, molecular function: phosphate transmembrane transporter activity. Gene Ontology annotation, cellular component: mitochondrial inner membrane.